UGAUUCGAUUAUAACUUGUUGCUUGUCCCGAACGAUGAAUCACAAGAAGAGAGUUAAAAAAAACAAAGAAUGGUUAAAUCACAGUUGAGCAAUUAUUGGACGCUAUCCUUCCACGCACGAUCGGACAAGCGUAUCAAAACACUUAAAUUAUGCUAUAAAAGUCUAGCAAGGGACAGGCUGUUCGAGAAAAAGUCAUAAGCUAUAAACUUGUGCGCGGUUCACCUGGUUUAAACUGCUAUCCGUCUCUUCUUGAACAAGAAAACAUGGAUGACCGAGGGGAUGACAGUUAUGGUUUUUCAAAGAGGAAUUUAUACGAGGACCUUAUUAAAGCCUUGAGAGCUGCUAACGACAGCGGUGCAACUACAAACAACAACACAAGCCGAAAUGUGCAAGUGGACAGCACAGAUGUAUUUCUCGUAUCACUCACUCUAAAUGCCAUCCUCACUCUGCUUGUCUUCGCCUUGUUUUGCUUGCUAAGGCCCCGAAUGCAGCGCCUAUAUUCGCCACGAUUACUACUGAUCAAGCCCGUCUCUACUUUCGUCAAAUACUCCGACUCACUAUUCGGUUGGCUUCUCCCUGCAAUGACCGUUACUGAUGACUCAAUUUUUAACGAUAUAGGAAUCGAUGCUCUUGUUUAUAUUCGUUUGAUCAAGUUAUGCUUUAAGAUUUCCCUCGUCAUUCUCCCGUAUGGAAUCAUAGUUUUACUACCGCUUAAUCUACACGGUGGUUUACACCUCUCGGGGUUGGAUAAACUUACGAUGUCGAACAUGCAUGAGAAAUCGACCAAGGCGUGGGCACACCUCGUGGGGGUGUGGGCCUAUACGCUAAUUAUCUGCUAUCUUUUAUACAAGGAAUGGCAAGUUUACUUGGUCUACAGACGGAAACAUCUUGCUAAAGGUUUGCCUCAUCAGUACGCCGUGUUGCUUAGGGGACUAACGUCUAAGCUCAAAAACAGGGAAACUCUGAGGAAGUACGCGGACGGGAUUUUCCCCGGACAGGUUGUGCAAGUGAUUAUGGUGGAGAACCUGAAAAACUGGAAUGCAUUGGUGGCCCAGCAUGAUAAAUCCAUUCUUGCCCUCGAGAAAGCAAAGUUCAAACUCUUAGCAAACGGAAAACGACCACAACACAGAGUGCGGUGCUUUGGCAAGAAAACAGACACCAUAAUAUUCCACAAGAACAACCUUAAGACACUGCACGGCUUGUUGGAGGAAGAAAUUGAACGUGAUCGUCCAUUCAGACCAAGCGCUUUCAUAGUUUUCCGGAGCUUGCGAGUGGCAUCCAUGGCUGCCCAGGUUCUUUGGGACGACUCUGUCCGAUUAAUGAACGUACAGCCAGCCCCGGACAAACAUGACGUCAACUGGACCAGUCUUAGCGUAGGGUUCGUUUCCAGGAUGACCCGACAGACUACCGCCUGGGCCGUUGUCUUUGUCCUGAUGUUUUUCUACACCAUACCAACUGGUUUCGUCUCCUCCCUCAUCGCCUUUGAUAAGCUAAAGAGAGUUAUCCCUGCUCUCCAGAACCUUAACACGCACCCGCUAGUGAGCGCGUUCAUCCAGGGAUUCUUAUCCAGCAUCGUCAUGACGAUAUUUGUAAAGUUUCUACCAAAGAUAAUGCACUAUAUCACGAGGAAGGGAGGUUUUGCCUCGAAGUCAGAAGAGGAUGAGCUGGUGCUAAACUGGCUUUACAUGUUUAAGACAAUCAACAACUUCCUGUUCGUGACGAUUGCUAGCUCGGCGCUGACCAAGCUAGAAGAGAUCAUGGGCUCUCCUAAGAUGCUCCCACAAUUCCUUGCAAAGACUCUUCCGACCCAGUCCACCUUCUUUAUCACAUUCAUCAUUCUAAAGAGUCUAACGGGAUUCUCGCUCGAGCUACUACGAUGGUUCCAUUUGAUCCUUGUUGUUAUAAGGCGAUGUAUGACGAUGACACCCAGGCAGGAGAAGACCUAUUGGUUACCUCAACGUCUGUCCUUUGAUGGCAAGAGCUCGGAGAAUCUGCACGUGUUCACGAUCGGCAUCUGUUUCUCGGUCCUCGCCCCCCUUGUCGCGCCAUUCGUUGUUCUCUAUUUCACGCUGAGCUACUGUGUGUGGACCUAUCAAAUCGUCUGUGUUUACGUGCCCACCUAUAACUCAGGUGGACAGCUCUGGCCGGUCGUAUUCUCAAAGAUGAUCGCGAGUCUUCUCCUAUUCCACUUCCUCAUGGUUGGGUACUUUGGCCUCAAAAAAAUUGUCAUCAUUCCGUUUCUUGUUCUACCAUUACCGUUUCUUACCUGCGCCUUCUAUCUGUACAUCCAGCGGUAUCAUUACCGCUCGACCGCGUUUCUAUCCCAGGAGUCUGCGCGCGGGUCGGACGAGGCCCCGCCGACUGUGAUCGAGGCGGCCCGGGAAAUCUACUUGCGGAGACACCAUGUUCCGCCCCUACAAACCUUGAGCACAGACCAGCCUGGGAAUGACAAUAUACCGGAUGAUGACUUUGAGGACGAAACCAGUGACUCCGCUCCUCUGAAUACCAUAUCAGCACAAAAAUAUUCUAGAUAGCCUGUGGCGGUGGUAGAGAGUUACAGGGGGUGGGCCACUGGGAGUAUGUGCCCCCCCCCCCGAAUAUUUUCUAAAACUAUAAGGAAAUGAACUGAAGGGGGCGUGGCUGUGGCCCAAAAUAUUUUCUUAAUGUUUCUGUAAUGUGCCACCCACCCAAUAAUUCGAGUCCUGCUACAGCACUUAAGGAUAGGGUGUUACAUAAAAGUAUAGAAAGUUUGCAUAAUUAAACCAGUUUUGUUAUCCAAGGGAUAACUAUGCUUUCAGGAACAAAUUUUUAUUGGUUGGAUACCUAUCCACCACUAUGAAAAUAAUUUAAACUACGAAUAACUCCUAUCAGUAGAUAAAUUUAUCUGAGUUUUAAGGAACUCCCCUUGCAAGCCGCAUGCAUAUUAUUAGGGUAGGCUUUAACAGCGAAUCUUGAAACUUUAUUGCACACUUCUCAUGAUUGUCAAUACUACUCCUAUGAGCAGUUUAGAGGACGUUUAAAAAUUUAAAAAUUGAGAAAAUUAAACGUUAAAACGUUGAUGUAGCUCACCAUGCAUGAAUGCGUCAUGAUGUACCUUGAUUAACCACAUAAACAAACACUGGUAGGCUGAUGACAUAAUAGGAGUAGCUGAACUUUUUACCCUUAAUACUAGAUGUUUUAGGUUUUCCAGAACCCUAUUGCCCCAUUUCUUGAUGUUUUCAAUUCAUAAAUGAUGUCCUGUGAAUAGACACCCUAAGGCAUAGCAGACCUAAUAAAUAGGACUUCAUGACUCUAUUAAAAAAAGAUAAAACAGGAAAUAUUUUCAUGUGCAGUCACUAUAUGAUCACCUAUAGGAAUAAUUCUGAACUAUUGGUUGAACGUUAAGACAGUGUUAAUUAAAUACUCUCUAGUUACUCUUGGUAAGAAAAAACAAAUAUAUUUCAAUUGCCAUAUAUUUUUAGUACUUAAAAAAAGCAUUUAAAAUAUGAUCAAAAGAAGGAUGUAAUUUUGAUGAAAAUAAUAGUUUCGAAUAAAUAAAUAUGAAUGAA
Nematostella vectensis (starlet sea anemone) is the source of this 3548-nucleotide messenger RNA. RefSeq names its product CSC1-like protein HYP1. The transcript has 12 exons. Lineage: Eukaryota; Metazoa; Cnidaria; Anthozoa; Actiniaria; Edwardsiidae. Bases 264 to 2534 code for a protein of 756 amino acids. Gene Ontology annotation, molecular function: calcium-activated cation channel activity. The record is from RefSeq and is a predicted model, not a curated record. Gene Ontology annotation, cellular component: plasma membrane.